AUGUCCACAACCACGAAUCCCGACCCCGACGCCUCGGCCCCGGCCUUCAUCCCGCUCGAGGCGAACCCGCAGCUCCUGACGGCGCUGAUCCACAAGCUCGGCGUGUCGCCCGCGCUGCAGUUCCACGACGUCUACUCGCUGACGGAGCCGGAGCUGCUGGCCUUUAUCCCGCGCCCGGCGCUGGCGCUGCUGCUGGUGUUCCCCGUGUCGGCCGUCUACGAGAGCCAGCGGAUGGCGGAGGACAGCCUGGCGGACGAGUAUGGCGGGACGGGCGAGGGGGAGCCGGUGCUGUGGUGGAAGCAGACGAUUCGGAAUGCGUGUGGACUGAUGGGGUUGCUGCAUGCGGUUUCGAAUGGGCCGGCGAGGGAGUUUAUCACUGAGGGAUCGAUCCUGGACGACCUCAUCAAGAAGAGCAUCCCCUUGCCCCCCGCCCAACGCUCGGCCCUGCUCGAAAAGACGCCCGCCCUGGCCGAUGCGCACAAGGCCGCUGCCACGGAGGGAGACACCCCCGCGCCGGACGCCCAAGACGAUGUUGACCUGCACUAUGUGUGCUUUGUCAAGGGGAAAGAUGGCGGGCUGUGGGAGCUUGACGGACGAAGGAAGGGGCCUAUUCGGAGGGGCGACCUGAACAAGGAUGAGGAUGUGCUGAGUGAGAAGGGGUUGAGCUUGGGGGCGUUGAAGUUUUUGGAGAGGGAGGGGGGUGAUUUGCGGUUCAGUGCUGUUGCGCUGGCUGGGACGUUGGAUUGA
Messenger RNA from Trichoderma reesei QM6a, 747 nucleotides. RefSeq lists its product as uncharacterized. Gene Ontology annotation, biological process: protein deubiquitination; ubiquitin-dependent protein catabolic process. Gene Ontology annotation, cellular component: cytoplasm. Bases 1 to 747 code for a protein of 248 amino acids. The transcript has 2 exons. Gene Ontology annotation, molecular function: cysteine-type deubiquitinase activity. The record is from RefSeq and is a predicted model, not a curated record. Lineage: Eukaryota; Fungi; Ascomycota; Sordariomycetes; Hypocreales; Hypocreaceae.